AUGGCAGACGAUUCCAAGGAUGUGGCCCUAGCAGAAUAUAGCAAGGCGCUGCAACAACAUGAAACGAUAUCCGAAAACCUGAAAAAUUUGAGACUUAAGUUGCGCGACAGGCAAGCCGAAUAUGACCAGACAGAGGAAGAUAUCAAGGCGCUGCAGUCUGUCGGACAGAUCAUAGGAGAGGUUUUGUGUCAACUGGACCCAGAGCGGUACAUUGUGAAGGCGUCUUCAGGACCACGAUACGUGGUAGGUGUGCGUGCGAUUGUGCCGCGUUCGAAGCUUGUGCAGGGCGUGCGUGUUUCGCUGGAUAUGACAACGUUGACCAUUAUGCGGAUUUUACCUCGCGAAGUGGAUCCGCAAGUCUACAAAAUGAGUACAGAAGAUCCAAAAGGUGCCUCGUUCGCUGGCAUUGGUGGUCUUAGUGAGCAGAUUCGUGAGCUUCGCGAGGUGAUUGAGCUGCCGCUGAUGAACCCUGAACUUUUCCAACGUGUGGGUAUCAAGACGCCAAAAGGUGUGCUGCUCUAUGGCCCACCAGGUACGGGUAAGACGCUACUUGCACGUGCAGUUGCUGCGACGCUCGAGACCAACUUCCUCAAGGUUGUGGCGAGCGCGAUUGUCGACAAGUACAUUGGUGAAAGUGCGCGUUUGGUGCGCGAGAUGUUUGCCUACGCCCGUACCAAUGAGCCAUGCAUUAUCUUUAUGGAUGAAGUGGAUGCAAUUGGUGGUCGGCGAUUUAGUGAAGGCACGAGUGCUGACCGGGAGAUUCAGCGGACGUUGAUGGAGCUGCUAAAUCAAAUGGACGGAUUUGACCAGCUGGGCAAGACGAAGGUGAUUAUGGCCACCAACCGACCCGAUACACUGGACCCGGCGCUGUUACGACCAGGGCGUAUUGACCGGAAGAUUGAGAUCCCGCUGCCGAAUGAACAGAGCCGUCUUGAGAUUCUGAAGAUCCACACGCGGCCGAUCGCCAAGCGCGAUGAGCUGGACUAUGAGGCGAUCGUCAAGCUGUCGGAUGGCUUCAAUGGGGCAGAUUUGCGAAAUGUGGCCACAGAAGCUGGUAUGUUUGCGAUCCGUGCGGACCGUGACUAUUGUAUCCAGGAAGACUUUAUGAAAGCGGCGCGCAAGCUGCAAGAGGCGAAGCGGCACGAAAGCAAGGCGGACUAUACGGUCGUCUAG
Molecule: messenger RNA, 1173 nt
Organism: Malassezia restricta
Lineage: Eukaryota; Fungi; Basidiomycota; Malasseziomycetes; Malasseziales; Malasseziaceae
Product: 26S proteasome regulatory subunit T4
Exons: 1
Coding region: 1-1173 (390 amino acids)
Biological process (GO): positive regulation of RNA polymerase II transcription preinitiation complex assembly
Cellular component (GO): cytosolic proteasome complex; proteasome regulatory particle, base subcomplex
Molecular function (GO): proteasome-activating activity; ATP hydrolysis activity; ATP binding
Source: RefSeq, a predicted model, not a curated record